AUGACUAGACUAGCAGAUCUGGCAUAUCGUUUAGGUUUCUCUUCCACAGAGAUUCUUCUUCUUCGUGCGCAAGACAAAGAUGUCCAUAGUUUAGUCGCUAAGGGCUUCACUGCAUCUCUGCAGGAGCAGAAUUACGGCACCCUACGCCCAGAAUCUACGAAAUCCCUAUCUGGUCGUAUUGGAUCAGCUAUGAGAGGCCUUCAGCCACCAGAAGUUCUUAAUCCGGAUGGGUUGAGAUAUAGUACCAAUGAGUUGAGCCAAGUGACUGAGAGAAGAUACAAUGCUCCUUCCCUUUCUCAGAUGAGCAAGCAACGCAAUCAGCUGUUUCUUUACAGCAUUGCUCCUGAUGAUCGAGAAUCCGGACGAUAUCCCACAUCCUUGGGAAUAACAAGAGAUAUUAUAAUGUGCUUUCUAGGCGAUCUCUAUGACUAUCUACCGGAAGGCCCUCAUGAGACAUCUCCUACGAAUCUGACAGAUCCAUAUAUUUGA
Molecule: messenger RNA, 489 nt
Organism: Penicillium angulare
Lineage: Eukaryota; Fungi; Ascomycota; Eurotiomycetes; Eurotiales; Aspergillaceae
Exons: 1
Coding region: 1-489 (162 amino acids)
Source: RefSeq, a predicted model, not a curated record